Cyprinus carpio (common carp) is the source of this 2145-nucleotide messenger RNA. RefSeq lists its product as uncharacterized. Gene Ontology annotation, biological process: response to bacterium. Lineage: Eukaryota; Metazoa; Chordata; Actinopteri; Cypriniformes; Cyprinidae. The record is from RefSeq and is a predicted model, not a curated record.
GUGUAGAAUCAAAGAUGAGAGUCAUGAGUUAAUUUCUCACACAUGCACUGCAUACCUUGGAUGCAUUAUCAACUGCUUUGGAUACAAUCCAAAUAUAAAUGUGUAGUGAGCAGAAAUGACAAAAAUAUUGUAUGAAAGCAUGGGAUGUCUGUGGUACAUUUGCAUUAUGGAUGUGUGGCAGUGUAUCGUGAGACUGGAGCACAUGUGCUCAUGGUGACGGAAGCGAGUGUGAACACUGAGUUUCCUUAUUCCUCAAAAAUGAAACUUAAGUGUGGUGCUAUGCUGCAGCAAACAGAUUCUUCCCUUUUCAGUAAACAUCAGCAUGACAACUGUGGAAAUGUGCAAAACUGUGGUUUAUAUGUGAAAGCAUGACCUGUCGAGGGGUUAGCAAACUGGAGCAUUUAUAAGUAAGACCCCUGCUCCCACGUCUCAGAGCAGAUGAACUGCACCUGACAAAGAGACUGGAACAUGAGCAUUUUCAAAGUUAUCCUUUUAGUCAGCAUCAGCACACAGUGUCACGCAGACACGGUGAAUAUGAGCGUCCGGCUGGAGCAGAAUGUCACUCUGCCCUGCUUCCUGAACUCCAGCUCUGAGAUGGCAUGGUAUCGACUGAGCUCUGAGAAGAUUACUUUACUCAUAUCUGCAGCAAGAGGAAACCUUAAAAAAGAAGAUUUAGUUACUUACUAUAAUGAGAAUGGAAGUCACUUUGGGCUGGAAGCAGACAGGAGGCUUGACUCGGUCAGCCUGGUGAUCGCUGGGGUCAGAGAGUCGGAUCUGGGGCUGUACUACUGCGCUCUUGGUGUCAGUGCAAAGACGAUGCGCUUUGGGACUGCUGUCCGACUCACAUUUGCAGAUGCUGAACAGCAGCGUUCGUCAGAUAGUGUGGGCUGCAGGACGCUCUUGGUCUGUGCUUGUGUCAUGUGUGGGUUUUGCAGUAUUCUCUGCGUGUGUGUGCUCUGUUACAGGCAAGGUUCUUCCAGGGUCUCCUGCACCAGCUGCGUGUCAGAAAACUCAAAUAUCAAGGCAGCACAAGUACAGUACGCCAGUCUCCGGUUCCUCAGACGGUCUAGAGCCGCGCCUCCCGCUCCAGUCAACGUGACAUACGCAGCUAUAACCAACCACACGUCCUGAUUUCACUGCAUUUAAUCAGCUUCAUACUAACAGAGACAGUUUAAGAAGUCUACUAUACCAACAUCUAUACUCUGAACUUAUUCCAAGCCUGUAGAAAAAAACAUUAUUUAUACAAUACCAUUCAAAAGUUUGGGGUUGGAAUGAUUUUUAAAGGUUUUGAAAGAAGUCUGUUUUGUUCACCAAGGCUACAUUUAGUUGGUUUAAAGGGGUCAUCGAAUGCAAAAUUCACUUUACAUGUUGUUUAAACAUAAAUGUGUGUUGGAAGUGUGUGUACACAUCCAACCUAUAAUGAUAAACAUCCACCCAGUGGUUUUUUUAAAAAAUCCCCUUUCUCAAAUCAGGCUGCUCUGAGAUUCCUGUCAGAAUGAUGUAGUUCUGCACAGGCCCCUCCCACAAUAGUUGAUUGACAAGGCUGUCUUACCUUAGACCCGCCCUGAGUGAGCUGUGAUCUGUCCACCAUUGUGUCAAGUCCAGUGCAGGGGAAGACACAGAAUAAAAGAAUGACUCGUGUUGUGUUGUUGAUGUAAUGAUGAACACAGCAGUCAUCAUUUACUGCUAACAUCUGAGCGCUGAACACGCAGUGGAUUACAUUUGUUUCUGAAGAGAAUGUGUCCUGAUCUUCAUGAAUGUGUCUGUUCACGCGAUCAUUUGUGAUCCAGCUUCACCUCCAGAAGAAGUGAGUGGAAGCUUCUUUAAUCAAUCUUUGGCCUUUCCUAAUCAUGUGUUCGUUAGCAAGAACAGCUCGUCAGUCCUCUGAAGAGAGGGGCGGAGUCAGCUCAUUAGCAUUUAAAGGGACAUGCACCCAAACGGCUUGCUGUGAACAGAGCUGUUUUUGACAGGAUAAAAAGGUGUUGUUUUACACUACCACUGAGAAACUUUAACCAAAGUAUGAUAUAGACGUUUCUUAAGACCCUAAAGAAUCUUAUCAACUUGUGGAAAAUGGGCUUCUGAUGACCCCUUUAAAUACAGGAAAUAAUGUGAAAUAUUUUUGCAAUUUAAAAUAACUGUUUUCUU